Thelazia callipaeda (thelaziosis nematode) is the source of this 2787-nucleotide messenger RNA. The record is from the annotation of a GenBank genome assembly. NCBI's taxonomy places the organism in Eukaryota, Metazoa, Nematoda, Chromadorea, Rhabditida, Thelaziidae.
AUGCCAUCAGAGAAAGCAUUGAAAGUUGUUGAUAAACCAUUUUCAGCAAUGGUACCGCCUGUAAACAAAAACAUUUCAGCCGAAACAAAGCAAACAGUAGACGAUACAUCAUUUGAAAGUAGUGAAAUCUGGACUGCAAUGAGGGACUGUGUUGGAAAACGAGUAACAGAAAUGACAAAAGUAGAAAAAAUGUUGUGCACUGAGCCAUUACAAGUUGCUGACAUUGCAGUGAUGCAGUCAGGGAAAAAUGAAAAAGUAAGUCUGAUUGACGACCAGAAUCUAGUAGUCAAGGAGAAUAAUGAUAGUAUUGCAAGUCAAUAUCAUUCAGACGAGAAUAUUAAUAAACUGUGUACGAAUCUGUCUUACACUUCAAUCUCCGAUGAUACGUUAUUACGUUUAGGCUGCAGCCUAGAUUAUGUUUAUAAUGAACAGACCGGUGAAGUAGUCGAUAAUAGCGAGGUGAUCGGUAGUGCUAAUAUUAUUCCAGAAAAUGACCAGAAUUUUGAAAUAAAUGGAUGGGAAAAGAUUCGAGACGAAUUAGAGCAAGAAAAGGAAGAACUGUUGAAGUGUGAUGAAAGUUUAGCCAAGCACGUGAUUACAUCGACUUGCAGUAAUGAUGAAGUGGGAGUUUCUGAAAUACGAAGUAGUACUAUCAAAACAGAAGAGAAUUACACAGAUUCCAAGGCAAUAAAAUCUCCAAAUAUAAGAUGUAUUGUUCAACAGACAAAAAUUCUAGAAAGUAUUGAAGAGGAAGAAGGGAAUACUACAACAACUUUCAAUAAAAGCAAAGAUUUAUUCGAUAGUACAUUGAGUGGCUCACAAUUAUUUUCUGACAAAUCGCAAAGUUCAGUUUGUCUGCAGAACACUCUCGAAGAGUAUCCUUGUUCAUCUUCAGAAUCACCAGGGUUCCGAAGUCCACUUCACAAAAUUCUGAAACCUGGAUCACCUUUGAUAACGGUGAAUAAUGAGAUUGUGUUGGAUAAAAAUAUUAACAAGAAAUCGACUGGUGAUGAGAAGGAAAAUGGCGAAUUUGAAAUUAUCAAUGUUUGUGAGUCAGAAGCACUGUGGAAACAAUUUGAAGUACAAAGAAAGAGCUGGAAUCAGAUCGGUUUAGCUAUUGCUGUCGAUAGCAAAGAUGUUGUUGGCGUAGCUCUGUGUGCAUUGUUCAACAAAUGCUUUUAUAUUGACCUCACACAAAAUUUUGAAAGUGCGAUUGGAAUAGGCAGACGACUCGAAGCACUAUACGUGAUCCUGAAAUCGAAUCAACAGAAAUGCUUGUAUGAUUUUCAAUCAUUUGCUCGUGUUUUAAGAUAUCUUUCACUUGCAGAAAGCCAGAAUUUGCAAUUCAAUCAUUGUAUUUGCAUACAAACAUUGUCAUAUAUGGCUCACUAUCGCAUGGACAAUGAUGAAUACCCUUUGUCAUUUCAGGAUUUAGUUAUGCAGCUUAGCUCUCCCGAACGUGCAGUCAUUCUGCAAAGUUCAACACCCCGUAUAAAUGCAGUGGUUAGUGCAUUCGUAUGCUUGCACAUGUAUGAUGAUUUAAUGUCAGCAGCAGUUCGAUUAUCAUCGAUUGAAUCAGUAGAGCUAGAACUGCAGUCAGCCAUGUUAUUCGCUGAAAUGGAAUCUGUGGGUUUGCUGUUUGACAAGCAUAAAGCUGAAAAUAUGAAAACGGAGAUUAAGCAAAAAUUAACUGAAAUCGAAACAAAGGCUUAUCAUAUUGCUGGAAUUCCAUUCAAUUUUAACUCGGCAGCUGAAAUUUCAAAGAUACUUUUUGUACGCUUGGGAAUUCCACCACCAAAUGAAUCUACUAGUCGUCAUUACUCAACUGGCAAAUCCGUUCUCAAACCAUUAGCUCGACAUUAUCCGAUCGCAAAUUUAAUCUUAAAGUGGAGACAAAUAAAUAUCGCUUUAACGACAUCACUACCAAAACUUUUGAAAUCAUGUAGUUCUGUUGGACGCAUUCAUCCUCAAUUUGUGAUACACUGUAGCACUGGUCGAGUUUUAACGGCACAUCCAAAUGUGCAAAAUGUUCAAAAAAAUGAAAUUAUUAGUGGUUAUUCUAUUCGUUCAUUGUUCAUAGCUCCAAAUGGUAGAAUAUUGAUAUCUUCUGACUAUUGCCAACUUGAACUGCGAAUAUUAGCACAUCUCUCUGCUGAUCCCAAGCUCAUAUCAAUAUUUUCAAUUGCGGGUGAUUUUUUUGAAAUUAUGGCGGAAAGAUGGAAUGCUGAUCAAGCAGUAGACGUAAAUAGGGAUAAAGUGAAACAGCUUUGUUACGGUAUAAUUUAUGGUAUGGGUGCUUCCUCUCUGAGCAAAGAGUUAGGUAUAUCUAGGCAGCAAGCGCAAAUAAUGAUCAUCUCGUUUUUUCAACAAUUUCCUAAAGUGAGGAUAUGGAUGGAUAAAAUGUUAGCAGCUUGUCGAAGUGAUGGAUUUGUUAGUACAAUGCUUGGUCGAAGGAGGUUUUUGCCUCAUAUCACUAGUGUGCUACAGACAGAAAAAGCUCAAGCUGAACGCCAAGUUAUUAAUACUUGUAUACAGGGUUCAGCAGCGGAGUUGUUCAAAAUUGCCUUGCUGAAGCUACAGAAGAACUUACGUGGUACAAAUUCGUUCAUUAUCAUGCAAUUGCACGAUGAAAUUCUGGUGGAAGCUGAUGAAGAUUCGUUACCUUCAGUCGCUAAUAUUGUCGAACAUUCGAUGACAUCAGUUAUUACAGGAUUUCGAGUUCCAUUGGCUGUGAAAAUUUCAGCGGGAGGAAAUUGGGGAAAGCUUCAAAAAUAUGCUAGAAAUUGA